AUGUCUAUCGCAGGGUAUAAUGGUGGAAGUGUUGUUGCAAUGGUCGGAAAGAACUGUGUUGCCAUUGCGUCUGAUAAAUUUCUUGGUGUUCAAUUAAUGACAAUAUCAACUGAAUUUCCAAAAAUCAUUCAAGCAACAGAUAAAUGUUAUGUUGGACUUCCUGGGUUGGCCACUGAUGUUCAAACCUUAUCUGAAAGAUUCCGUUUCAAGAUUAAUAUGUAUAAAUUACGUGAAGAACGUGAUAUUGAACCAAAAACACUUGCACACUUGGUAUCAUCAACAUUGUAUGAAAAAAGAUUUGGACCAUACUUUGUAGAACCAAUUAUUGCGGGACUUGAUAAACACAAUAAACCAUAUAUUUGUGAAAUGGAUUUAAUAGGUUGUAUUGGUAAUGCUACAGAUUUUGUUGUUGGUGGUACAUCUUCUGAAAACUUGUAUGGAAUUUGUGAAGCAUUGUGGGAACCUGAUCUGCCUGAAGAUUUAUUUGAAACAAUUUCACAAGCAUUAAUGAAUGCUAUUGAUAGAGAUUGUAAAAGUGGUUGGGGUGCAUUUGUUCAUGUUAUAACACCUGAAAAAGUUAUAACUCGUACACUUAAGACUCGUAUGAAGUUGACAUCCUGGUCACUUGAUGGUCAUUUGUUUCGUAAUUACUAUAUCAUGCUAGAAAGUCCUUCUGAUGAAUCUCUCAAAAAUUUCACUAAAAAAUUUAAAUAUGGUUAUCUUGCAACAUUUAAAAUUCUUCUUAUCGGUAAUUCAAAUGUUGGAAAAUCGUCUCUUUUACUAAGAUUCACUGACGAUACAUUUUUAACACAUGACGAAGUAUCAGCAACGAUAGGUGUAGAUUUCAAAGUUCAUGAAAUAGGUGAUACAGCUGGUCAAGAACGUUUUAGAACACUAACAUCCUCAUAUUAUCGUGGUGCUCAAGGUGUCAUCCUUGAUGAUUGGUUUAAUGAAUUAAACACCUAUUGUACAAGCAAGAACAUAGUGAAAAUGAUAGUUGGUAAUAAGAUAGAUAAGGAAAGUGGAAGGGCUAUUUCACGUAAAGAAGGUGAAGCGUAUGCUAAGAAAUCACAAACUUUAUUUAUAGAAUGUAGUGCCAAGACAAAAUAUGGAGUAAGAGAAGCAUUUGAAGAACUUGUUAGAAAGAUAAUUGAAGAUCCAAAUUUAUGGCAGAAAAGAUCCGAGACGUUAGAUAACAAGAUCGAUAUAAGUUUAUUAGAUCAAAAUCAACAAAACCAUAAUAAUGAUGAUGCAUUUCAUAAAAAGAUAUUAAAUGAUUAA
This is a messenger RNA of Entrophospora candida, 1281 nucleotides long. NCBI's taxonomy places the organism in Eukaryota, Fungi, Glomeromycota, Glomeromycetes, Entrophosporales, Entrophosporaceae. The record is from the annotation of a GenBank genome assembly.